AUGAAUGGAACAUAUAUACCCCGAGGUAGAAUGUUAGGAGGAUCGAGUGGUAUGAACCAGAUGAUCUACGCCCGUGGCAAUCGGCGAGACUACGAUCGUUGGGAGCAAUUGGGAAACGAAGGCUGGAGUUGGGAUGAAGUGCUGCCAUAUUUCAUCAAAUCUGAAGAUAACAAGGCACCUGAAGUUGUGAAUGCUUAUGGCGGAGGAUAUCAUGGAGUAGGAGGAUAUCAGAGUGUAGAUGUUAUGCCAGAGUCUUUGCCAUAUGACUCGAUACUGAUGGAAGCAUACGCUGAAGCAGGCUACAAGCGGUUGAUUGAUUUCAACGCAGUUGAACACAUAGGAUACGGUUGGAUGCAAUACACCAUCGACGGAGCUACUAGAGCUAGUAGCGCAAAGUCGUUUCUAAAUCCCAUUAAGAAUAGAGGAAAUUUGCACGUUAUCAAGAAUGCUUUUGUGACUUCUUUGCAUUUUGAUUCGAGCAAUGCGGUUCGAGGUGUUAACAUGAUCUUACAGGGAAAAUAUAAAAUGCAGGCUUUCUCAAAGAAGGAAGUUAUUCUGUCGGCUGGUGCUUUCAACACCCCUCAAAUACUUAUGCUAUCAGGAAUCGGUAGAGGUGAACAACUACAAAAACUCGGCAUACCUGUGAAGACAGAGUUAAACGUGGGCAGCAAUCUACAAGAUCAUAUUUUUGUACCUCUAUUUUUUGGUUUGGAUCCGAUUCCAGAUUCCAACGAACAACUUGGAAGAACUCUAUUAAAUCUUUUCGAUUAUACUUUUCACAAUCGGAGUGGAGUAGUCGUGUUCGAUAAAAUAAGAAAUGUGAUGGCCUUUGAAAACACAAAAAGUAAGUCGGAGGAGUUUCCAGAUGUUCAAUACUUCACCACAUAUUACCCCAAAGGAGACUUAACCUCGCUGAAAUUCUUUGAAAAUCAUAACUACGAACCGUAUAUAGCAAACUCUAUGAAAAGUUAUCUGGAGAAACAGGACAUUGCUGGAAUGUAUAUUGCGGGAUUAACUCCAAAAUCACGGGGUACUUUGAAGAUAGUCUCAACUAACCCCUUUGAUCACCUUUCAAUUGAUACCGGUUAUUUCACGGAUUCAGAAGAUAUCACACCGUUUGUCAAAGCUUUACGAAAUAUUCAAGCUCUCUUUAAAACCCCGACCUUUAAACAGUACCAAGCCGAGGUUAUCAAACUUGACAUACCUGGUUGUGACCAUUUUGUCUUUGAUUCGGAUCACUACUGGGAUUGUUAUGUGAAACACAUGAGCACAUCAACCUAUCAUCCUACGGGAACUGCGAAAAUGGGUCCCAAAUCAGAUUCGGAUGCUGUAGUCGAUUCUGAACUCCAGGUUUAUGGCAUCAACAGAUUACGGGUGAUCGAUGCAAGUAUUUUUCCGAUUAUUCCAAGUGGUAACACUAAUGCUCCAACGAUGAUGGUAGCUGAGAAAGGGUCAGAUAUAAUCAAAAUAGCCUAUCUGUAGAAAUGGAGUUUUGUGAUGUAUUUUUUUCUUUUCUGAAAAAAGAUUUAUUACCACCAUUUUAUAAAAAAUACCAAUGACUUUUAACUUAUCUUUUCAAUCGUAUUGUUGUAAACUAACUCUUAACAUCUUAAGAUCUGUUCGAAAAUAGCUAAUAACUUUGAUCAAAGCUCACCAACUAAAUUAUACAUUUUACUUUUAAGAAACCCUAUAACCAGAUAAACAGCAACGCUCAAAGGAUAAAUAAACCCAUGUGAUAAAAUGUACCCAUUUGGCUCGUUUCUGUACUCAACUGUGACGUUCCUCCAAAUACUUCAACAAAACUCCUCCGGCUUCGGCUUUUGGUUUCUAUCCUUCAACGAGGUUCUCCUUCCCUCUACCUAACUCGCCUUACUUUAGAGCAAAACAUUGGACCGAUUUGUGAAUUGUGC
Uranotaenia lowii is the source of this 1910-nucleotide messenger RNA. Its product is annotated as glucose dehydrogenase [FAD, quinone]-like. Bases 1 to 1482 code for a protein of 493 amino acids. The record is from RefSeq and is a predicted model, not a curated record. NCBI's taxonomy places the organism in Eukaryota, Metazoa, Arthropoda, Insecta, Diptera, Culicidae. Gene Ontology annotation, molecular function: flavin adenine dinucleotide binding; ecdysone oxidase activity. The transcript has a single exon.